This is a messenger RNA of Cylindrotheca closterium, 573 nucleotides long. The record is from the annotation of a GenBank genome assembly. Lineage: Eukaryota; Bacillariophyta; Bacillariophyceae; Bacillariales; Bacillariaceae.
AUGGGCCCAAUUGCAAAACCAGUUUCUCCCCAAUCCGCGGAUGCCAUUUCACUGGUAGAUAUUGCAUGCGCGGAAUUGGAAGAGCUCCGCAACAAUCCUGAUUCCUAUCCUUCCUUUCCCCAUGCUUGCAAAGCUCUCUUAUUGGAUAUGGACGGUAAUCUCAAAUGCGUGGAUUGUGGAAUACAAAACCCAGAAUGGGCCGCAGUGAACUAUGGCGCACUCGUCUGCAUCAAUUGCAGUGGUCAACAUCGAUCUUUGGGCGUCAACAAUUCCAAAGUACGAAGUAUCACCAUGGACCAUUGGAAUCAUGACGAGAUUGUCAAGAUGCUGGAAGGAGGAAAUCGACAGCUGGAAACCUUUUUUGAUCGGCAUUCUUUGCUACCCACAUCGGACAAGUUUUUGGUACCCCAAUUGUCCCACGACAAUAUUUCGUUCAUGAGGUACAAAACCAAGGCGGCCUUGUUUUAUCGACAGCACUUGGAUCAUCACAUUGAAGACCUGAUAUCAAGAGGGCCAUACAAGGGAAGGCGACGAAAACGGCGGCCCUUGGGAGAACAAAACAAAACGAAAUGA